Molecule: messenger RNA, 2467 nt
Organism: Biomphalaria glabrata
Lineage: Eukaryota; Metazoa; Mollusca; Gastropoda; Planorbidae
Product: probable phosphorylase b kinase regulatory subunit beta
Exons: 7
Coding region: 279-677 (132 amino acids)
Biological process (GO): glycogen metabolic process
Cellular component (GO): phosphorylase kinase complex
Molecular function (GO): calmodulin binding
Source: RefSeq, a predicted model, not a curated record
CUUCCCCCUAAAUGGCACCUUCCCUUGUGUCCGCGCAUGACAAGGCAGACCAACAUGGUCACUGUUGAUUCGACCGGCAUCUCCCGUAUGUUACUGGACCUACGUCGUCUCCACUCCCUGUUUGUGUCUGGUUCUACACCAUGUGUUUAUGUAUGGCUGCAGAUUGUUGAACCAGUCAUUCAUUGACAGUUGUUUAUAGUAAACAAAGGAACAAAAUGAAGACACAAUGUCCAGAUGCAUGAAUUGGAGAUUUAGUAUCAAAAGAAAAAGAACCUCAUAUGCUGAACAUAAAACUUAAUGGUUUUUAUAUGCUCUCAAAACAUCAAAUCUUGCGAAACCAGAGUCCUAUCAAUGGUCUUUUUCCUUCUAUUGGAUCUGACAAGAAUACAAAUAGAAUAGCUCAUGUUCAGGAUUCUAUUUACUGUGCAGUUGCUGUUUGGUCACUGGCUCAAGUUUAUAAUCAGAUUUUCAUCAGAAUAGAUAGCAAUCCUUUGUUAGUCAAUGUCUCACUAAAGAUUGAUGAUGACCAGGGCAGUAUCAUUAGUUGGGCCAAGCUGAUGAUAGGUAUGUUGCAAUGUUGGAUAUUCAAGUUGGCCUCCUUCAGUCUUAGAGCGACUAUGGUUCAUCUCAAACACUUUUCCAUGUGCAAUGUUGGAUAUGACAGGCAGAUAAAGUAGAAAAGUUCAAAUCCAAUUAAGUCCAGCAUAUGCCCUGCACUCUACAUUGUAUCUUGUCACUGGUUACCCAGCAUACAGAGGCAAAGAAUAUGAACAUUUGCAAAUAAUAAAUGAACACCUUUGAUUUGGAUUCCUCAACUGAAGGAAACAUACCAAUACUAGAACAGUCUUAAAAAAACAGCAGUGAGGCCAACAACUAGGUCAGUGAAACACUAGGUUUAGAGACUUCAGGAUCAAAAGACAUUUAGCAUUGCAACAAAAGUACAUAAACUAAACAGUAGAUUAACAAUUAAAAAACAAAACUUGAUAGAAUGCUCAGAGAGACAAAUAAAUGAUUUCUAGUUCUUUAAAUUCUCAAUUAAUCUUUUUCAAUCAUGAAAUGAGUCUGCCAAAGUUAGCCAAUUUCAUAGUACAAUUAUGCUAACUGUACACCUGCUUUGGACUGAUGGCUCUGGGUUUAAAAUCUGUCUGCCACAAUCCUCUCCCAUCCUCCAUGAGGUUUGGGAUGAGAGGAAAUAGUCUUCAAUUUUCUUAAGUCAUUAAGUGACUAAUUAACAUGAGCAAUUCAAUAUCAUUUUUAAAAAGUCUUCUGGUGUUUUUGACUGAUGCAAACAUUAUUUAUAUACUUUAAGUGUCAUCAACAUGAUCAGUGCUUCCCUCUAACAAUCCCUAUUUAUAACAUUUUUGAAGUAAGGUCUGUAUAGUAUAAGAUAAGAAGAUAAGAUAUAAAAAAGAAAAGCUUAUAGCUUUAAAUGUUAAAAUUAUCAACCAAAAUCUUAAAUCUACAACAAAAAAAAAUAAGUUUAGUGUUUUACAGUGUAAGAAUAAUACAAAACAAAUCUUUAGCUUGUGAUUAAUUUGUGAAAGAUUGUCCCAUACUAAAGAACUAUGAAAUGAAAUUAACAUUGCUCUUCUAUAAUAUUAGUGCAACUCUGAAAGACACUUCAGAGAGUCUAGUUGACUAGAUUAAAACUGUUGUGAGAGACAAUAUGACCUUUCUUUUCACCUGGGAAAGAUCAUGACAGAUGGAAAACCUUCUUUUCAUAGUUAUUUCAGGUUGACAAGGGGUGGGAAUCUACUGGAAUGGUUGAACAAUAACAAUAUCACGCUAACCCCCACUCUAUACUUAUGCAGUCAUUAGUCAAAUCAUUGUUUUAUGGAUGUAGAGCCUUGACACUUUCAGCUGAUUCACAAAUAUGGAUGUGAGUCUCAAGAUUAUUUCUUUGUUUACAUAUCUAAAUAUUUCCUACACUAUGCAUGACACAGAUUUAGAAAAUAAAUAUAAUUAGCUUUAGGAACUAAAGAUCACUAAGAACAGCAAGAGACUGAUACAAAUGGUUCCCGGUCAUUUCAUUCACAGUCACUUCAUCGCAGUCGAUUCAUCUUUGGUCACUUCAUCUUUGGUCACUUCAUCCCCUGGUCAUUUCAUCUCCUGUUCAUUUCAUCCCCUGGUUAUUUCAUCUGCUAGUCAUUUCAUCCUCUUAUCCACCAAAUAAUAAUUGUAAAAAGGUUGAAAUUAACAGUAUUUCAUUUUAUUUCAUUUACAAGACAAAAAGUGUGACACAUUAAAUAAGAACAGAAUAUAAUGUCAUUAAAAAUAUACAAAUUUAACAUUUAUAGAUAUAGAGCUAAUGUAAAGAUUAUUUUGCAUGUUAAUUGAAAUCAUUUAUAGAUAAAGAGCUAACGUUUAUAGAGCUAAAUUGUUUUUGCAUGUUAAUUGAAAGAUAAGAUAGGCUAUUGAAAGUUGGUACAGAAUACAAUCCAUUGAUUCGUAUUGCUGUACAUUGUUG